GCAACUUCUUUGAAUGAGGAAGAGGAACGCUGACACAGGGCUCAUCUCUGGUUUAUGAGGAAGACAGCAGCACACUGUUGGAUGUCUUCGUCCUCGGACUGGGCAACACAUCUCCUCCUGUGAUGAUUGCAGUCAGCAGAUCCAGGUCUCUUUACCAGAGACUAAACAACGUUAUCAAAGACAGGCUGGCUGUCAACUCCCUGAGUCUACACAAUUCAGCCAACUCAACAGUAAACUUGCUCAGGGAUGUUGAUCCAGUGGUCUUUGCCAUCAGGAGAGGAGAUGUGAAGGCUGUUAAUGAUCUGGCAACAUCCGCUCCUCUCAGCCUGCUGAAGGAGAACAAAGAUGGCUGGAUACCUCUGCAUGAUGCUGCCUUCUGUGGACAGACAGAGUGCUUGAAGAUCAUACUGAGGGUCCAUCCAGGAUCGGUGGACAAACGUACCCUUCAAGAGCAGACGGCCCUGCUGCUAGCUGUGUCUUUUGAACACUUGUCAUGUGUGCGGUGCCUUCUGGAGACAGGCGCCGACCCCGACAUCAGCAACAAGAACAAAGAAACCCCUUUGUACAAAGCUUGCGAGUUGGAUAAUAUGGACAUGGUGAGCCUCAUUCUGUCCUAUGGGGCCACUGUGAACCAGCGGUGUGGUCAGGGUUGGACAGCCCUUCAUGAAGCUGUGUCCAGAAACAACACAGAGAUCUGUGAGAUACUAAUAAGAGCCAGGGCUGCAAUAAAUCCACCUAAUACUUACAGCAUCACACCACUUAUUGUAGCAGCUCAGCGAGGACAUAUAAGGGCACUCUGCUACCUUAUUGAAAAAGGUGCAGAUGUGAACAUGCAGACGUGUGAUGGUGUCACAGCUCUAUAUGAGGCUAGUAAAAAUGGCCACAAGGAAAGUGUUGCAGUGCUGUUGACUAAAAACGCAGAUGCCAACAAACCCACCAACUCAGGACUGCUGCCGCUGCAUAUCGCUGCCCAGUGUGGACACCAUGAGAUUGUGUCCCUGCUUGUCUCAGUGACAAGUCGAGCCAGGCUCCGGCACAGUUGUAUCAGCCCCCUCCACCUGGCAGCAGAGCACAACAGACACACUGUGGCAGCUGUGCUACUCAAGACAGGUGCAGAUGUAAACGCCACACUGGCCAACAGUCUCUCCAUCCAGUAUGCUGAUCGACGAGCAACAGCUCUCUACUUUGCAAUUGCCAACGGCAGCACAGAGACAGCAGAGGUGUUACUGAAAGCCGGUGCUAAUCUUAGUCUGGACCCAGUCAGUCCUCUACUGAUGGCUGUACGGCAGGGCUGUGUCAGCACCGUGUCUUUACUGCUGGAGAGAGAGGCCAAUGUCAAUGCCAGCAUACCCUCUUACGCCACUACGUUCCCCGCUGUCGUUGCACUUUGCAUGAAUAAUUUGCCUCUCCUCAAGUGUCUUUUGGACAAUGGCUGUGAUGCCCCCUCCUGUUUUACCUGUACAUACGGCUGUGCCCCUCACCCAACAUCAGGAGGAUCCCACAUAAGAACAGUUGGCAGCAAUGGACUUGUUGUGCAGAAUGACAAUAUGCUCCCUUUAAACUGCAGUGAGCCACAAGGAAGAGCAACACAGUUCUGUGAGUGGAUCUCAACACCUGUUAUGUGUAAAUCGGCAGGACCGAUCAUAGAUUUGCUGCUGGAGCAUGUUGGUCACGCUAAGCUUUGCAGCAAGCUAACUGAACUGCUGGACAGCCGAGAAGAAUGGCUCGCCGUUAAGAGGAAGUCAUCGUCACCUCGUCCACUGCUGAACCUUUGCAGAUUUAGGAUUCGGACACAAAUGGGGAGACACAGACUGAAAUCUCUCACAAGUCUACCUCUGCCAGACAGACUGAUCAGAUACCUGAGCCUGGCUGACUGACUUUAAUCUGAACUUCAAGCAAUAUAAGCCUCAUAGAUGUGACUAAAUUUAUCAAUUUGUUUUCUUUUUUUAGCUGCAUCCACUAUCUCUUAUCUGUAGAUGCAAUUGUCUAUGUGUAAAAUAUCUAUUUAUAACAAAUGUAUAAUGUGACAAUAAAUUCCUUUAAUCUGUCCGUCAGAGAGUUUUGUAGUUUCACAGAAACGAAAAAUAAUCUAAUGCCCAAAGGAGUU
Anoplopoma fimbria (sablefish) is the source of this 2107-nucleotide messenger RNA. RefSeq names its product ankyrin repeat and SOCS box protein 2-like. Lineage: Eukaryota; Metazoa; Chordata; Actinopteri; Perciformes; Anoplopomatidae. The record is from RefSeq and is a predicted model, not a curated record. The transcript has 9 exons. Bases 123 to 1877 code for a protein of 584 amino acids. Gene Ontology annotation, molecular function: protein binding. Gene Ontology annotation, biological process: intracellular signal transduction.